AUGGUUGAAUCCAAGCCCAUGCGUCAACAAAUGGAAGACUACAUUCGCUAUCUUCAAGGCCACAUCGUCUCCUCUCUCGAAAACCUCGACCCAAACGCUCCCCCCUUCAAGCGUGAUUCAUGGUUUAGACCAGAGGGCGGUCUAGGUCAAUCAUGCGUCUUCGCGGUACCUCCUCCAGAAGACGGUGACCAACGCCAAACUAGUCCAGAAACCGUACUCGAAAAAGCCGGUGUCAACAUCUCCAUCGUCCACGGCACACUACCUCCACCAGCAGUCAACCAAAUGCGUGCAGACCACCACUCCAUCCCUUUACCCGAAAACCCAACCGGUGGUCUUCCCUUUUUUGCCGCAGGUCUAAGCCUAGUCAUCCACCCCAGUAACCCUCACGCACCUACUGCUCACGCCAACUAUCGCUACUUUGAAAUCACACAACCCGCUGCUACCACCACCGAAAAAGACUCCAGAGAAGUCAUUGCCUGGUGGUUCGGCGGGGGUGCAGACCUCACUCCUUCCUACCUCUACGAAGACGACACCAUCCACUUCCACCAAACCCUCAAAACAGCCUGCUCCCAAGCCGGGUCACCAUCUCUCUUCCCAGCCUUCAAGAAAUGGUGCGAUCAAUACUUCACCAUCACCCAUCGUAAAGAGACCCGAGGAAUCGGUGGGAUAUUCUUUGACGAUCUCAACUCGGGCAAACAUUCCCGGUUACCUGAUGAUCGUGCCAAAUCGCCUGAAGAGAUCUUCAACUUGAUUAAAACUCUUGGAGACGCGUUUGUUCCUGCGUAUGUUCCUAUUGUUGAGAAACGUGCAAAGAUACCGUAUACGCCUCAUCAGAGGAGGUGGCAGCUUAUUCGGAGAGGGAGAUAUGUUGAGUUUAACUUGAUAUACGAUCGGGGGACCAAGUUUGGGUUGAACACCCCUGGUGCGAGGAUUGAGAGUAUCUUGAUGAGUUUGCCAGAGGUGGCGAGGUGGGAGUAUAUGUCGGAGUUGGGAGAAGAUGAGAAUUCGGAGGAAGGGAAGUUGGUGAAGGUGUUGAGGAAUCCGAGGGAUUGGGUGUAAGACAGUAAAGACAAAAAACCAAUAUGUAUCAUAGUCGCAUUUGUACGAUAUAACAAACAGCUCCGCCGAUUACCGGA
Marasmius oreades (fairy-ring Marasmius) is the source of this 1136-nucleotide messenger RNA. RefSeq lists its product as uncharacterized. Gene Ontology annotation, molecular function: coproporphyrinogen oxidase activity. Gene Ontology annotation, cellular component: cytoplasm; mitochondrial intermembrane space. The transcript is spliced from 2 exons. NCBI's taxonomy places the organism in Eukaryota, Fungi, Basidiomycota, Agaricomycetes, Agaricales, Marasmiaceae. Bases 1 to 1059 code for a protein of 352 amino acids. The record is from RefSeq and is a predicted model, not a curated record.